ACAGACCAAUGAAGCAUCUUCGUUAGAUCAAAGAUCUGAAUCGCUAACGGAGAAGAAGAAAAGAGAAUGGGAACGACGGUGGCCGGUUUAGCACCAGGACUUUCCCGGAAACUGAAGAAGGUUCUAGAAUCACGAAUCGAUACACCAGAUCUCUUAUCUUCACUCAACACUCUCUCUUCUUUCUACGACGAUAACACUCCUCAAGCUCGCCGUAACCUCCGAUCAACCAUCGAAAAGCGUUCUCUCUCCAUUAAUCACGAGUUUCUCGAUGCUUCGCAUGCCGCGCAACUGGCUUUGGAUAGCGUGGAGAAUGAGGUGAAUUCUCUUGCGGAAUGCUGUGAUAGGAUAGCAAAGGCUUUGGAUAGUUGUAGUGCUAGCACCAGUGACAUUAUAAGUACCACAGAGAGGCUCAAACAAGAACUUGAAACUACUACGCAAAGACAAGAGAUUGUGACAUGUUUCUUACGUGAUUAUCAGCUCUCUCCUGAAGAGAUAAAUGCACUUAGAGACGAAGAUCUGAAUGAAAACUUUUUCAAGGCACUAUCUCAUGUUCAAGAGAUCCACGCCAACUGUAAAGUGUUGCUUAGGACACAUCAUCAGCGUGCUGGUUUAGAGCUAAUGGAUAUGAUGGCGGUGUAUCAAGAAGGAGCUUAUGAGCGCCUAUGCAGGUGGGUUCAGGCUGAAUGUAGAAAACUGGGUGACACUGACAAUCCAGAAGUCGGUGAGCUUCUGAAAACAGCUGUACGCUACCUCAGGGAAAGAUCUGUUCUUUUCAAGUAUUGUGCAGAAGAGGUAGCCAAUAUGAGACACAAUGCACUAUUUAGACGAUUUAUAAGUGCUCUUACACGUGGAGGACCUGGUGGAAUGCCUCGGCCUAUUGAAGUGCAUGCCCAUGACCCUUUACGAUAUGUUGGUGAUAUGUUAGGCUGGCUGCAUCAGGCCUUGGCAUCUGAACGAGAACUUGUACUUGUAUUACUUGAUCCAGAUGCGAUCGUUGAUACCAGACCAACCGCAAAGCAACUCUCCAAUAACUUUGAGAAUGGAUCUAGCAAGACAGAAAUUGACUUGAUGUUUGUUCUUGAUAGAAUUUUCGAAGGAGUAUGUCGGCCGUUUAAAGUGAGAGUUGAACAAGUUUUACAGUCACAACCAAGUCUUAUAGUCUCCUAUAAACUCAGUAAUACACUUCAGUUUUACUGCUACACCAUCUCAGAUUUACUUGGGCAAGAAACUGCUCUUUGUAACACGCUAUGGUCUCUGAAAGAUGCUGCUCAAAAAACAUUUUUUGAUAUUUUGAAAGGCCGUGGGGAAAAGCUUUUACGAUAUCCCCCACUUGUUGCUGUUGAUCUUUCUCCUCCCCCGGCUGUAAGAGAAGGAGUGUCUGUACUUCUUGAAAUAAUUGAGAACUACAACAGCAUGAUGAUUCCUGCUUCUGGCCAAAAACCUGUUUUUGAUCCGGUUAUAUCUGCUAUAUUGGAUCCAAUAAUUCAGAUGUGUGAACAAGCAGCAGAGGCACACAAGUCAAAGGGAGUUGGAAACUCAUCAAGAAGAAGUAGGAUGAGCUCCGACUCUGGUCAACUAACUAAAUCAUCAGUUGACGCAAUCUUGUCAAAUAGCCGCACUGCUUCAUCAUCACUGACUAGUGAGACACCCUCAAAGAUUUUUCUCAUUAACUGCUUGAGUGCUAUUCAACAACCUCUAUCUGGAUAUGAGGUUGCUGAUGAGUAUGUGAAAAGGCUUGGAACAAUGAUAGAUAAUCAAUUGCGUGUUCUUGUCGAGAAAGAAGCUGAUGCAAUCUUGAGAAGAUGUAAUUUAUCAGAAAAGAUGCCCCACUUCCAUAAUUCAAUCCAUAAGGAUGGGGACAAUGAAGUUGGUACCCCACUGGCUGAACUGGAAGACACAAGUCCAGCCGUUCUAUCAGAGAGCUUGAAAGCUCUGUUUGGUCUUAUUUUGGGAAGUGAAAGUUCCCUGCCUGAGUUUGAGCAAAUACAGGUUCCAAGGUUGCGGUCUGAAGCUUCUAUAGGCGUGGCCAGGUCACUGGGUGAAGCUUAUGAGCUUAUUUAUAAGGCUAUUAUGGAACCCAAGAAUGGCUAUCCAGAUCCCAGGGCGUUGGCAAGGCAUCCCCCCAAUCAGAUAAGAACUAUAUUAGGGAUAUAAAUUCUAUUUCUAGUGAUAUGUUUUACUCCAAUCCUGCUCAUUAUGUUUGUUAAUUACGUAAAUAACAUUUCUUCUCUCUUGACAUUUGAAAUUGUAUUAUUAUACAACAAAAGAUUUUUGUGAUCUAUUUUGAACUCUUGAGAUACUGAACAUUAUUGGAUUCUAUUAUUUUUGUCGGUAAUGAAGUAAUAAUAGAUUCUCCUUAUUUGA
Messenger RNA from Medicago truncatula (barrel medic), 2364 nucleotides. RefSeq names its product conserved oligomeric Golgi complex subunit 6. The coding region runs from base 67 to 2154 and encodes 695 amino acids. The record is from RefSeq and is a predicted model, not a curated record. Lineage: Eukaryota; Viridiplantae; Streptophyta; Magnoliopsida; Fabales; Fabaceae. Gene Ontology annotation, biological process: intra-Golgi vesicle-mediated transport. Gene Ontology annotation, cellular component: COG complex. The transcript has 11 exons.